Fusarium mangiferae is the source of this 1623-nucleotide messenger RNA. RefSeq lists its product as uncharacterized. The transcript has 2 exons. The record is from RefSeq and is a predicted model, not a curated record. NCBI's taxonomy places the organism in Eukaryota, Fungi, Ascomycota, Sordariomycetes, Hypocreales, Nectriaceae. The coding region runs from base 1 to 1623 and encodes 540 amino acids.
AUGGCUUCCGCAGAAGCGACGGUACUCGUGGGUGAAGUCGCCGCUAUGAAUGAUGCCGAGCUCGCUCAGUUCAUGCAGAAGCAUCGCCUCCCCGACGGUGACUACGAUCUCCCUGUCUAUGGGUGGGACAAGUUGUCCAAAGAUGAACGAAGCCGUCUCGCCGAGAGGCUAGAGGCCCAAAAACGCAGCCUAGCCCAGAGUCCCACGGCGUGCUCUCGCCCACUUGAUCUCGAUGACCUCGAUGCGCGCCUACGUCAAGUAUCACCCAGCAAAAGCUUUUCAUUACGACACGAAACUCAAGCCAUCGAUCGAUCGAGGUCCCCUACACCACCGAUCGAACCGACGAGACUCGAAACCGAGGCUUACCACGAACUCGUCAAUGAUGGCGGCCGCCCACUAUACCCUAUCGACCUUAUCCAGGACGUAUACAGGGAUCCAAAUGACUACGCCGAAAUACUGCGGCCUUGGCAAGAAACUCUUACCCAAAUAAGAGCUGAGGGCAUAUUCCAGAGACAGCGGCAGAGGUGGCAGGAUUUCCGUAAGUGGCAGAACGAUAACCGGGGCCAUGAGGAUAACGAUGGCGGUUUCCCGGCGUACGUUGAGCGUCAGAAACGCCGGAUAAAAGAAGACUAUCCGAAGGAAGACGGCGCCAAGCGCUUGGCAGAAAUCGAAGCUGAUCCAUCAUGCUUCAAGUCGGGAUGGAAUGCACAACAAUCACUACGUGAGCGGCAGCGACGUCUCUGUAGAGAACGCGGCUGUCGAGGGUUUCGCGACUACGCCGAAGCGGUGAAGCGCCGGCUUACGCGCCACGACUUCACCCAAACAUUCGAGCUCGACCAAGACCCCAAGAAACAGGACAAGCUGACGACGUGGAUCGAGUACCUCAACUACGAGUACUGGUGGCUUGACAAGUACACCAGCGACAUCGAACGCUUGGAACCAGAGCACGACAAGUUGUGGCAAGAGCUCGUCGAUGAGAAGGUCCUGAGACCCCACGAGACGAAGGAGUUCGUGCGAACUACGGCGUCGCCGAUGGAGCGCCAAAAUGAAGACGAUAUGGCUUGGAAGGCUGUACAAAGGGCAGAGUUAGAAGCGAAACGAAUCUAUAUAUUGACCCAAGAGGAUCCAAAGCGUUUGGAUAUUCCCAAGGCAAAACGAAUAUCGAUGUUGAAAGUUGGCGCAGAGAAAGUAUUUGCUGCAAAGCGACGGUUCGAGAAGAUCCGAGAUCGGAAUCAUCGAAUCGGGGAAUUUAUUCGGGCCACAUUCGGCUACGCGGGUGCAAAGAGAGACGCUGCUCGUCAUCGUAUUCUUGUGCAGUGGGUUUUAGACCAGAUUCCUUUAAUUGAGGCCGAGGUGAACCCAUCCAAAACAAACAGACCUAAGUCUGAUCGAACGGGAGGAACGAAGAGGAGGCUCACCAUUGGCGAAGACCUCGCAGAAGGACAAAGCUCGAAAAGGGUCAGGUUUCAUCUUCGCGAGCUCGAAAUAGCCAGCACAAGGGUUCCAUCAAACACCACAGAGACGCGGGCAGAACCCGGGACGGUAAUGGAUCAGGGAACGGCUCAAGNAAGCGCAAAUGGCGAGGAGACAGUCGCGAAGCAUCAAUCAGGGUGGUAUAGCUAA